Molecule: messenger RNA, 462 nt
Organism: Talaromyces marneffei
Lineage: Eukaryota; Fungi; Ascomycota; Eurotiomycetes; Eurotiales; Trichocomaceae
Exons: 1
Coding region: 1-462 (153 amino acids)
Source: RefSeq, a predicted model, not a curated record
AUGUCUUCUGAAGAUAAGAAUCUCACUAUCCUCUCUAGUAAAUCAGACUGGGAGAAAUGGCUACGACCAAUUAGGAGCAAGGCUCGUGGAACUGAAGUCUGGGAUUACAUUAAUCCGGACCUCAUAAUGCCUGCGAAUGGAGCAGCACGCGCAUCUAAAGAAGAGCUCGCUGCCGGGGGCAAAACUUAUAGCAGGAGGCUUAUCAAGCCGGAAGUACCACAAAAACGUGCUGACAAAUCAGAAGUGGAGAUAGCGUUUAGGCACGAGACGUACAAGCAAGAUAUGGAUGACUAUGAUAAGAUUAACCGUGCGAAUCUUGCAGCAAUUCGAGAACAUAUUUUCCGAACGAUCGACCAAUCAGCGAAUCUCCUUAUCGAAGACAAAGCAAGCGUACACGAUAUCCUAUCCGAACUCCAAAAGCGUUAUAAACCUGACACUAGUCGAGAGCAUUUUGAUAUCUAG